GUUUCAUGGGAGUAUUUUAAUGGUUCAUUGGUCAAAGUGUGUGCAAAAUUCUAAAUUUCUAAUCACACACAACAGCUUUGGUCAAAAAACAAACGCUUCCUCCUACAUCUUCUCAUUUUUUUUCUCAUUCCUUGAUUGUAUGCUGAGAAAAAGAAAAUUAAUAACAAACAAAACCACAUAUUUCUCAACAAACCUGAUACUCUUUGAUUUGCAACUUGUGGCUGGCUUGCCUACAACAACAACACCUACCUCUUCAACCUUGCAUCACCAUCUUCUUUGACUUCUUAGGUACAGUAGGUUCAGUUGGUGAGACUUGGAAAGAGAAAAGGAUGGCUCAAACUGGAAGAGUUAUGCCAAAUUGUUUAUAUGCAGCUAAUCCCUACCAUGAAUGCACUGAGGCAUGCUUGCAUAAGAUCAAGGAAACCAAGCUGCCACCUAAAACUAAGAAGACUUCUGAUUAUCGCAGAAGUGUUACAGAUGGUGAGCUAGGGAAAAAGAUGAAUGAAGAAAAACGCACCAACUCAGGUUGUCCUAAAGCUUCUAAUCCUUACCAUGUGUGUGGUCAUACUUGUCCCAAAACAAUGUCAGGAGCUGAUUCAGGUGUGAUUCCAUUGAAGUUUGGCAGUAAAAAGAAGCUGGGUUCUAAGCCAGAACUUCCUGUUCUUGACAAUAUUCCAGCCUCAAAAAUUGGAGCUAUAUACCUCUCUGAUGCUACAUCACCAAUAUCAAAUUACUAUGAAAAGAAAAAGGUAAAGCCAAAAAGCAAUGAACUAAUACCAGUUUCUGGAGAAUUACACAAGCCUGCCAAUCACAAAGCAGAAUCAGAGAAUGGUUGUGAGCAUCUUGCCGUCCCAGUGAAAACAAAGCAAGAAGGGGACAAAAAUUCUUCACCCAAAGUUGUUCCAAUCACAACUUCUGUUGAUGACACAGGAUCAGAAGCUGUCACCACAAAGUCCCUUUGUGGGUCCUCCAAACAUUUCUGUUCUUCUGAUGACAUUGAUGAUCAAGACAGUGAUGAUGAUAAUGAUGGAGAGGAGACUGAGUCUGUGGUUUCUGAGACACGUGUCCCAGUUGGAAGAUAUCAUGUCAAAGAAAGCUUUGCUCCAAUUCUGAGAUCCAUCUUUGAGAAAUAUAAAGACAUAGGAGCAAGUUGUCACUUGGAAUCACUUGUUAUGAGGUCCUAUUACAUUGAGUGUGUGUGCUUUGUGGUUCAAGAGUUGCAAUCCACCACAAUCAUGCAAUUAACAAAGUCCAAAAUCAAGGAAUUGUUAGCUAUUCUUAAGGACAUUGAAUCUGCUCAGCUUCGUGUGGCGUGGUUGCGUACCAUAGUGGAUGAAAUUGCUGAGAACAUUGAGCUCUUCAGUGAGCACCGCGACGUCGAGGCGGCGAAGGCGAACUAUGAUCUUGAAAUGGAGAAGUUGAGGAAAGAGCUGGAGUCAGAAAAUGAAAUUUUGGUGCAGAAAGAGAAAGAGGUGAGUGAUAUUAAAACAAAGAUUGAAGAUAUCAAAGAGCAUUUGAGUGAGCUUGAGGUGAAGGCUUCUGAUUUGGAUAAGAACUUGUUGUCUAUCAAGUCCAAGGUUCAGAAUUUGGAUAGCAAGUCCUUGCUAGAUGAUCUACUGUGAUAUUAUUCGAUCGAUCAGCUGCUUCAUUUUUCUCAUAAUUAAUUAUGAAACCUGGAAACUAGGCAUUGAAGCUUCUCCUGGUCAGAAUUAAUUAUGAUUUUAUAAUCAAUUGUAGAAGGACUUUUAAAUUUAUGUUUGGCUAAUUGGUAUGUCUUUAGAAUGUGGUUGUAAUAGUUACUUAACAAGUAGAGUUUGCUGCUGAAUAAACGCAUGGGAGGUAUAGGUAAUGUGGUAAGAAUACAUAUUACAACCCGACACAAAUGCACUGCAAUUUUUUAUUUAUAUUGAUUAUACUGUCCCAUCAACAUUUUGGUC
Messenger RNA from Lotus japonicus, 1937 nucleotides. RefSeq lists its product as uncharacterized. The transcript is spliced from 5 exons. Bases 330 to 1622 code for a protein of 430 amino acids. The record is from RefSeq and is a predicted model, not a curated record. Lineage: Eukaryota; Viridiplantae; Streptophyta; Magnoliopsida; Fabales; Fabaceae.